Molecule: messenger RNA, 1936 nt
Organism: Psammomys obesus (fat sand rat)
Lineage: Eukaryota; Metazoa; Chordata; Mammalia; Rodentia; Muridae
Gene: Fstl3
Product: follistatin like 3
Exons: 5
Coding region: 57-827 (256 amino acids)
Biological process (GO): negative regulation of activin receptor signaling pathway; cell differentiation; regulation of BMP signaling pathway
Molecular function (GO): protein binding; activin binding
Source: RefSeq, a predicted model, not a curated record
UUUAUAGGCCGAGGCGCCUGCACUCGCGGAGUCCCCGCUGCUGCCCCACACUCGCCAUGCGUCCUGGGGCACUGUGGCCGCUGCUUUGGGGAACCCUGGUCUGGGCGGUGGGAUCCGUGGGCGCCGUGAUAGGCUCGGGGGAUUCUGCGCCCGGUGGCGUGUGCUGGCUCCAGCAGGGCCUGGAGGCCACCUGCAGCCUGCUGUUGAAGACGGAUGUCAGCCGGGAGGAGUGCUGCGCUUCAGGCAACAUCAACACAGCCUGGUCCAACUUCACCCACCCGGGCAAUAAAAUCAGCCUGCUGGGGUUCCUGGGCCUCGUCCAGUGCCUCCCAUGCAAAGAUUCCUGUGACGGAGUGGAGUGCGGCCCCGGCAAGGCGUGUCGCAUGCUGGGGGGCCGUCCACACUGCGAGUGCGCACCCGAUUGCGCGGGCCUUCUCGUGGGCUUCCAGGUCUGCGGCUCUGAUGGCGCCACCUACCGGGACGAGUGCGAGCUGCGCGCCGCACGCUGCCGCGGACACCCGGACCUGCGCGUCAUGUACCGUGGCCGCUGCCAAAAGUCCUGCGCUCAUGUAGUGUGCCCGAGCCCCCAAUCGUGCCUCGUGGAUCAGACCGGCAGCGCGCACUGCGUGGUGUGUCGCGCUGCGCCCUGCCCGGUGCCUUCCAACCCGGGCCAGGAGCUCUGUGGCAACAACAACGUUACCUACAUCUCCUCCUGUCACCUGCGCCAGGCCACCUGCUUCCUGGGCCGCUCCAUUGGAGUUCGCCACCCAGGUGUCUGCACAGGUGCCCCCAAAGUACCACCAGAGGAGGAAGAGAACUUCGUGUGAGCUGCAGCCGCCGGGCCCGGUAUUUGAGCCCGUCCCAAUUCUAUUUAUUGUCACAGAAAAGAUUCUAAUUUAUGUCACGUGGACAUUCCCCAAACCUGGCCUGGAACCACCUGGGGGUCCCCUAGGAUCCUGAGCACAUAUCACAAGGACUGAAGGAAGAUUUUGGAAGAGUUGGUAUGUGCCAUCACCAGGAACUGGGAUCCCAGGACCCCAGACACCUGCUGCCCAGGGAGAGCAGCAUGGUGGAAGCCUUCUGCUCUGACCUCUCCCUCUGCUUUCCAGGCUGGAGCAGUCUCAGGGCACAGCCGAUGGUAGUGUGCCCGCCUCGACUACUGUUCGAACAGGGCCUCCUGGCCUCAUUCCAGGGGCGGGCAGCAUCAGCCCAGAGAGGCGCUGGGUUCCUCCCCGUUCACUGCAUUUAGAGUGGGACCUGGUGGAAACGCGGUGUCCUGGCUGUGCCCAGAGCAUCCCAGAGUCACCCUAGUGCCUCCUGCCCUGUUCCCUGGACACCCACACCAGCUUUUACCUAGUUUCCAGCCACCCCCAGCCAUCACCAAGCCUAGCCAUGCGUUGUGACACCAGUCAGGUGCUGUUUGGGGCCUGACCUUAAAACUGCUCACCCUUCACUCUGACAGCAGCCACUCAAAGUUAACCACAUGUGCCUUCCAGGAGACCAAAGGAAGGGGAGCUGUAGGCCAACAGGGGGAGGGGUUCCCUAGCACCCACAUAAAAUAGACGGAUUGACACCAGCCUGCCAUCCAGCACAGGAAGACUAGGCAAGGGGAUGAGGAGUUCAAGUUCAUUCUUGGCCAUACAGUGAGUUCACGGCCAGCCUGGGUUAUAAGAGACCUUAUCUCUCAAAACAAACAAACAAACAAACAAAAAAAACCUAAAAAGGAGCCAGGCACAGUGUCACACAUGUAUGGUCCCAGUACUCAGGAGACAGAGGCAGGUAGAUCUCUGUGAGUCUGAGGCCAGCCCGAUCUACAAAGCGAGUCCAGGACAGCCAAGGCUACACAGAGAAACCCUGUCUGAAAAGCAAGCAAGCAAACAAAAAACUUAAAAAGAAAGACAAAAUGUUAGGCCACAAGCAAAAGACCAUGGGAGGG